Molecule: messenger RNA, 906 nt
Organism: Didymosphaeria variabile
Lineage: Eukaryota; Fungi; Ascomycota; Dothideomycetes; Pleosporales; Didymosphaeriaceae
Exons: 1
Coding region: 1-906 (301 amino acids)
Molecular function (GO): oxidoreductase activity
Source: RefSeq, a predicted model, not a curated record
AUGCCUACCAACAAAGCCCAGGACCUCUUCAACGUUAAUGGCCUUGUUGCCGUCAUUACGGGUGGUGGUUCCGGCCUUGGUCUGUAUGCUGCUCGAGCGCUUGACGCCAAUGGCGCGAAGGCUGUCUACAUCAUCGGCCGGCGUGAAGAGACCCUCAAGGAAGCUACAAAGACUGCUGUUAAUGGAACUCUGAAACCUAUUGUCGGGGAUGUCUCAGAUAAGCAAUCCCUCCAGAAGAUUGCAGAGCAGAUUCGGAAAGAAGAAGGCUACAUCAACCUUCUCUUCGCCAAUGCAGGCGUUAGUGGACCUAAUCAUGCGAAGGACGUACCCGACAAACCAACCGCCAAGGACUUCCAGAAAGCUGUGUUUGCAUCUGAUCCUCAGGACUUCACACAAACGCUGCAUGUAAAUACCACGGCGGUGUUCUAUACCACUAUCGCCUUCCUCGACCUGCUCGACGAGGGCAACAAGAAGGGCAAUGUACCUCAGGACAGCCAGGUCAUCGUGACAUCAAGCGUGGCCGGCUUUAGUAGGUUUCUGGCUUCAUCGUUCGCAUACUCGACCUCCAAAGCUGCUGUUAACCAUCUCGUCAAGAUGCUGUCAACAUAUUUCAGCCAAAAUGGGUUACACAUUCGCGCCAAUCUGAUUGCACCUGGACUGUAUCCGUCGGAGAUGACUCAGGGGAAGACCAAGGACAUGGAGCCGCUGGGAGGAGUCAAAGGGCACGGUGCGUUUUCGGAUGCGUACAAGGCAGAGCCUACGUUGGCUCCUGCGGAGAGAACAGGGAGCGAGGAGGACUUUGCGGGCACGAUAUUGUUCCUGGCGAGUAGGGCAGGGGCGUACCUGAACGGGGAGACGCUGUUAACAGAUGGUGGUCGGCUUUCUCAGCUACCUAGUGUUUACUGA